ACUGCUUAGCCGGAUUGGUUAAAAAGCUCGUGAAACUGAACAUUGUUUUUACUUAUUUGCUAAUGUAAUUCUCUGGUUGUAUCCACAAUCAAACGCUUUGUCGCAUAAAUCCCCGGUCGAGUAUAUUUAAUGAAACUAAAUAUUCACAACCAACUGUCUGUUGCUGGUUUGCGAUGCUGACGGAAUGUUGAAACACACUCUUAUUCACAGAGGGGACCGCUAAAAAUGUCAAAACCAGUUCAAAAAAUGACUCAAGGAGAACUGCCCAUGAAAUCCAAAGGCAUCCAAAACAAGGGAUCUCACGAUCUCAGGAGGCUUCUGUGCCUGCUAGCCACAAGAGUUCCCAGACAAGAGGUGGCAGAGCUGAGCCACGUCAAGGCCAACGGCGUCGGAGCCGGCGGGCCCCAAAGCCUGCGCCCUCCGAAAGACACCAACAGCCGAAGGAGAGAGAGCGACAUCGCCUGUGAGGCUUCCGAACUGGAGAAAUUCAGCAUCACAUACAGAGACCAAAGACGUUUCAGCACGCUCCCGAUGCAUAAACUCUUCUCCGACAUUCUUGUGUCUUUGGUCAAGAACAGACUCUGCAGUGAAUGGAUUGAUCACGCGCUGCCCGAAUCUGUCCUGAGGGUUCUAAGCUGCUUACAAUUAUUGAUCCGAGAUCCCCACCAUCAGAAAAUCCUCCAUCAGCUCGGAGGCAUUCGUUCACUUGCCCGGUACAUGGAGCGUGUCGCUGCAGGGUGUGCGUCUUGCGGCGAACACGCGCUUGCCGUGCAGCAGCUGGUCCCAAUGACCUACACGUUUCAGAAGCUGUCUGCCGUCGGGGAGCAAAGGGUCUGGGUCAUCGAGAGCGGCGCUCACGUGACCCUGGUGAAGCUCCUCUCCACCACGCACAGCGGUGUGCUGCUGGGAGCCCUGCUGGCACUCACCACUUUGGCUGAGAGCCCAGAAUGCAAGCAGGAGAUUGGCCAGCUGCCCGUAGUGGAGAGCUUACUUGUCAUACUGCAGGAAUAUGACCUGCUGUCAAAGAGGAUGAGUGCGGAGCUGCUGAGGCUCCUGGCCCCCGUGCGGCAGGUGAGGGAGCAGGUGAGGGAGCUGGAGGGGCUGCCAGUGCUGCUGAGCCUGCUGCACGGCCGGAACCUGAAGCUGCUGUGGAGCGUCGCCUGGGUCCUGGUGCAGCUCUGCGAGGAGCCCGACACCCGGACGGAGAUCCGGAGCUGGGGCGGAGUGCAGCAGCUUCUCCGGCUGCUCAGCAGUGACAGCUCGUCCAUCGAGACGUUCUCCGGCGCCAACGCAGCCGGGAGCAUCCACGGGGAGGACAUCAGAGAGGAGCUCAGCCCACAGGAGGAGGUGGACCACACCACGGCCCUGCACUCAGCCUGCUGCACAGUUCUCACUGAGCUUUGUCUGGAUGACACAUCUGCUCACUACAUUGUGCAGGAAAAUGGGGUUUAUAUCGUCUCAAAAUUGAUUUUACCAAAGAACUCUGGACCAAAAAGCCCACAUUUACAGUGCUAUGCGUUUCGAACCCUCCGGUUUCUCUUCAGCGUGGAAAGAAACAGACAUUUGUUUAAGAGGCUCUUUUCCACAGACCUCUUUGAGCCGUUUAUUGAUGUUGGACAUUAUGUACGCGACCUCGCGGCCUACGACGGACUCCAAACUAAAGUUUCAUUCUACACUGAAGAAGAACUGGACAGUCUGAGAGAGAGCAUUGAGGCUGUGGACCAGAACAGACCUCCCCUCAAAGUCAUCAACGGUUACUCCAUCCUGGACCAUCUGGGCACCGGCGCCUUUGGGAGCGUCUUUAAGGUCCGAAAGCAGAUCGGCCAGAACCUUUUGGCUCUGAAGGAGGUGAAUCUCCGCAAUCCGGUGUUCGGGAAAGACAAGAAGUCCAGGGACAGCAACGUGGAGAAAAUCAUCUCGGAGCUGACCAUCGUCAAAGAACAGAUGACGCACCCGAACAUUGUUAAAUACUACAAGACAUUUUUGGAAGGGGACAAGCUGUACAUCGUGAUGGAGCUGAUCGAGGGAGUCCCGCUGGCCGAACAUUUGAACUCUCUCAAUGAGAAGCAGCAGAAGUUCACAGAAGACAGACUUUGGAAUGUAUUCAUACAGAUGUGUUUAGCAUUGAGGUACCUGCACAAGGAGAAGAGGAUAGUCCACCGCGACCUCACACCAAACAACAUCAUGCUGGGGGAGAAAGACAAAGUCACCAUUGCCGACUUUGGCCUCGCGAAGCAGAAACAGGAGAACAGCAAACUGACGUCAGUGGUCGGCACCAUCCUUUACUCCUGUCCAGAGGUGGUGAAGAACGAGCCGUAUGGAGAGAAAGCUGACGUCUGGGCUUUGGGCUGCAUCCUCUACCAGAUGGCCGCUUUACAGCCUCCAUUCAACAGCAGCAACAUGCUGUCGCUGGCCAACAAGAUUGUUGAGGCCGCCUACGAGCCGGUUGAAGAAGGAGCUUUCUCAGACAGAGUCAAAGACAUGAUCAGAUGGUGCCUGUGUCCAGACGCGGACCAGCGGCCGGACAUCGUGGAAGUCAGCUCCAGGAUCUCUGACCUCAUGAUGGGGCUGAUGGACGCCCUCUGCACUUCCCAGAAUGCACUGGAACGCAGAGCAGAGCGAGACAGGAAGCGAGCGCAGAAGUACUUCCUGGAGAGGCACAAGAGCCGGACGGAUUGCUGUCACUUGAACUCGCCUCAGGAGAAAUCGUUAAUAAAUACUGAAUCUCCAACUCGUCGUUCUCCUGCAACCUGCAGUUCGAACCACAGGUGGCAGAACAUCAGUCAAGAAGUAGAGUCAAGUACUCCUCAUACUCGGGACCAAGUUCAAUCCGGUAGUGACUGUGUUGCUGCAAAGAUUAAACCAAGACCAGUGUCAGCAGGGAUUUGCGUCUCCCACAAGAAGGUUCGGCAGAUUGACGACCCCAUCCAGAGGCUCCUCCUGCAGCUGCACAAAAUUGUAUACAUCACUCAGCUUCCACCAGCCCCUCGUCACAACCUCAAAAGACGAGUCGUUGAAAGAUUUAAAAAGUAUCUUUUCCACUUCGGGAGCGAUCCAUACAACCUCAAAAUGGAACUCAGCAAGCUGCUCCACUCCUCUGCAGAGCUGAUGGAGUUCAGCACGAGCAGGUCAGGCUGGUGGCUUCGGGGGCACCGCGUCACAGCAGAGUCCCGUGCUGCUGACGGCACAGGUGAAGAUGGAGUCACCUAUCAGCAGAUGCAGGGGAUCAUAGAGGAGCUGCUGGAGGAGAGUAGCUACUAUGAAGGAACACACAGCAGGGUCUCGGAGAAAAGAAACGACCAAGCAGACAUGUGACAGUCAUCUGUCUCCCUCCUCAGAUUACACAGCAGCAGCAGGGGAGACAAAUGAUUCCAGGAUCAAUCAUUUAUAAUUCCACACAUGUAGAACGAGGAAAAAGUGUUUGUUUGUCCUUAAACCAUUUAGCUCAGUUAUUCGUACCAAUUUUACGUGACUGUGUAAAUUUCCCAAUUCAUCCAAUACAUAUGAAUUGCAUGCGCUUGUGUUGAAGGUGUUUCUGUCCAAUUACUAACAAGCUGCUGAUGUAUUUAGACCUUUUUUUUUAUCCCUUUGAGAAGCUUUACUCUUUUGUUCUUUUCAGGUUUAUCUGAGUCUCUCACUUUAAAUCCUCAGGACCAGUUCUAACUCCUCGCUGCAGGACAGUUUGAAACAGGCUGCAAGACAAAUGUCUUCAAUCAUAAGAAUAAAUGAAAAAAAAACUCUUUACCUCGAUUUAAAAAACAUCACAAUGUCUGUCUGCGGCUUUGCGAUCAGCCGACUACAACAACGUGCACUCUGAGAUGCUGUCAUCAUUUUCAAAAUGAUUAACGGCUGAAACGUAUAUAUUUUCAAUCACAGAAUGUUUUCAUUUUAAAGAGUGCAGCGCAGAUGGCGCUGACUUCCGUGUGCACUUUCAUCCAAAGGGGAUUUGUCUAUAUAAUAUGAGUUUAAGGAAUGUCUUAUUAAAUUAAAUA
Messenger RNA from Pungitius pungitius (ninespine stickleback), 3992 nucleotides. RefSeq names its product NIMA-related kinase 10 (gene nek10). The transcript has 35 exons. Lineage: Eukaryota; Metazoa; Chordata; Actinopteri; Perciformes; Gasterosteidae. Gene Ontology annotation, biological process: protein phosphorylation; positive regulation of MAP kinase activity; regulation of cell cycle G2/M phase transition. The record is from RefSeq and is a predicted model, not a curated record. Gene Ontology annotation, molecular function: protein binding; ATP binding; protein serine/threonine kinase activity. Bases 226 to 3315 code for a protein of 1029 amino acids.